AUGAAGCUUCUUCUUAUUCUGGCUGUUUUGAUUACAAUUGCUGCUGCUUGUCCUGGAUUAUUUGGAAUGGGUGGAUGUUGUCAUCAACAAUCACAUUGUGGAGGAUGUGGAGGUAGAAAGAAAAGGUUUGCAACAAAUAUUUUAUACCAUUUUAUGAAUCAUCUAUAAUUUUCUAGAUCCUUUGCCAGAACGUCCUGCUAAGCCUGAUUUUUUUGGAAUCACAAGCAAUGACAAGGAUAGUCUUUGCAAUUCUCCUGAACUCAAAAAACUUAUUGUUGAUGUAAGUUUCUUGAUUUUAAUUUCGAGAAUCGAUAACUACAGUUAUUUUUAGAACAUGCAUCCAAAUGCAGUCGACUCAGCAAAAGCUCUCCAAGGAGUUCUAGAAGAACAUAAACUUCAACGAUUUGUGGUUAUAUGUUCAGCCGAAUCAUUUGUUUAUACAGUUCGAGCAGACACAGCUUAUUGUGGAGCAUGGAAAAAUGGACACACUUGUCAUGCAUUUGCAUUAUAG
This is a messenger RNA of Caenorhabditis angaria, 511 nucleotides long. The record is from the annotation of a GenBank genome assembly. Lineage: Eukaryota; Metazoa; Nematoda; Chromadorea; Rhabditida; Rhabditidae.